Messenger RNA from Mycena citricolor, 1110 nucleotides. The record is from the annotation of a GenBank genome assembly. NCBI's taxonomy places the organism in Eukaryota, Fungi, Basidiomycota, Agaricomycetes, Agaricales, Mycenaceae.
CUGGAUGUUACAUCUCCAUCUUUCCCCUCCCCCCCAUGACCCGUGCGAUUCCCGUCGAGCUUUGGGAUAACGUCGCAAGCUGUCUUCGAGCUCAUGACCUUGCCUCCUUGGCACUCGUUGACGCGCAUCUGUCCUCGAUCGCACUUCGCGCCCUGUACCGCGACAUCGUCAUCUCGCGCUCCAGACUCCCAGGGCACGCGUCGCUUUCGACCCUCAUCCUCCUUUCCCGGCGCAGGGACCUCUCCAGCUAUGUCCGGCACUUUUCCCUGAAUCUAUUUUCGGGAAAGGACGCGACACCGGGUCCUCUGGGCGCCUUCUACCGCCAACUGGCCAUUGCGCUGUCGAGCAUGCCCGGCCUCAUCACCCUGGAUCUCGCCGUAGAUGAGACAGCGGGUUGGAUCCUGCCAGGCAACCUCAUGUAUCCUCGGCUACAGUCCUUCUCUUCUUCGUUUCCAUUGGAUGCACGCGUUCUCCGUUGGCUAGCAAACGUCCCAGUUCUUCGCGCCCUCCAAGUCGGAGACUCCCCGUCUCUUUCCCCAACUCUGGCGGUUCCUCCCAUGCCACGUCUAGCCGAAGUUACGGGAUGUGCUGAAGCCGUCGCUGCGUUGGUUCCUGGGAACCCUGUCGAGAGCAUAUUUAUCUCUGCAGGUGAUUUCACGGAACUUACGGCAGCAGCUCUAGCCCAGUCCACGACGCCGAUCGCCGCAUUGAGCCUCGCGACCAGCUCGGCGCCACUUCCGUUGCUCGAAACUCUCGGCCGCUACCUUCCAUCUAUCAUAUAUCUCCAAAUAACAUCCACGUGUAACUUACCUGCGCCUUCACUCAACAUAUUUUACGAGCAAAUGGGCUCGGCCCUCACAGCCUUUCCUGAUCUUCAAUCAUUCCAGUUGUCCGGCAUGUACUGGAUGUCUUCCAAGCAUCCCAAGCACGACCACCGUGUUUGGCAAUCGCAUCUCUCCACUACUAAUAAUGCUACCGAUAUCUCCACGGCUCACCCAUUAAUGAACGAAGACCUCUAUUCCGCAGAUUUCUUCUUUUCCUAGUCAAUGUACUUACUUUAAUCUGAGUUGUAUCGCUUACACUAUUAAUCCACAUUACUUGUCAUCGAAA